AUGGCCAUGAAGGAGCGUUCCAUUCCCAUUGCCCAAACCAUAACGGCGGUCUUCGCUGUUGCCGAGCUGGGACUUACAGCAUACCUAAUCAGCGGCGACUGGAACGCGCCAGCCAGGCUAAGACUCCUGCACUUCGCGUCCAUCUGGUCGUUGUUCGUGCUCGCCUUUCUCGCUCUGGCGCCCCGCUACCUGCCGGGCCUCUUCCACCGCAUCCCGAUGGCCGCGCUGGCCCUCGAGUGCAUCACCGCGAUCUUCUGGCUGGGCGGCUCCAUCGCGCUGGCCGCGUACUGGGGGAUCCCGAGCUGCAGCGGUAACUCGUAUUGCGGCUCCUCCCAGGCGGCAAUCGCCUUUGGGUUCUUCCUCUUCGCGCUGUUCUGCUUUCUCCUCGUUGCCGAUGGCCUUGGAUUUGUGAGGGGCAACGGGCAGCGCGCGGCUAAUGGGCAUCACGCUUCCAAGCCUCCGACCCAGCUCGGCGUAUAG
Messenger RNA from Chaetomium strumarium, 480 nucleotides. RefSeq names its product membrane-associating domain-containing protein. NCBI's taxonomy places the organism in Eukaryota, Fungi, Ascomycota, Sordariomycetes, Sordariales, Chaetomiaceae. Gene Ontology annotation, cellular component: membrane. The record is from RefSeq and is a predicted model, not a curated record. The coding region runs from base 1 to 480 and encodes 159 amino acids. The transcript has 2 exons.